AGCGCCUGGCGCUGGUCAGCCGUCCUCGCCUGCCUGGCUACCCGCGCUUUCCCAGCCGGCGUGGGAUUGCUGGACGAGAGCGCCCAGGAGAGCCUUCUUGCGAGGCAGGGAAGAGGCGCGGCGAUGGGCUCGACCGAGGAGCUGCUCGUGCUGCCGCCGCCGCCGAAGUGCGUCUUCGAGAGGGAGUGGGCGCCAUCGUUGCCGUCCCUAGGUGGGAGGGCAGGAGCCCCGCACAGGCGGCCGCAGAAGCCUCCGCCGCUUCUUGACGAGGAGGAGGAAGAGGAGAGACAGCAGGACCAGCAAGAUGAAAGAGACAGUAGUGCUGAACCCAUUACAGAUGAUUACAAAAAGAUGGGGACUCUCUUUGGUGAGCUGAAUAAAAGUCUCAUCAGCAUAGGCUUCACAAGGAUGUAUUUUGGAGAACGAAUUGUGGAACCUGUAAUAAUUAUGUUCUUCUGGGUUAUGCUCUGGUUCCUUGGCCUGCAAGCUCUUGGACUAGUUGCUGUCCUGUGCCUUGUCAUUAUUUAUGUUCAGCAAUAAAAUACAAUGGAUGGUAGAUGAAUGAUUAUGUCAUAUUUUGGUGGAUUUAUGUUCCUAGCCAAACAACAAUUGUAUGUUAUAAGCUGCUAUGCUGAACAUUUUAUGAUAAUUAAAGUUAAUGCACUUUCAAACUGCCAUUAUCUUUGUAACUAAAACUGAUGCAAAAAACAAUACAUCAGGAAUAGUUAAGCAAACGGGGAUCUUAGUUCCAUCACAGGGACAGUGGAAAUAAAUACGGAGAAAAGCUACUGAAUCAAUGUAGUUCCUGUGGACACAUUCUGGUAGCUCCUUAAGAUAUAAAAAAACAAACUUGUAAAAAUAAGUCCUGUGAUUUUCUAUUUGUGCUCUGUUUUCUUUCAAAUAGUAUCUUUUGUAUUAGGAACUAAACUUUAAAACCACAGUUUGUAUGAGGCUUUUUUGCUGCAUGGUUUUAUAUCAUCCUGUAAAUCUCUGCCAACUUCAGCAUCGUGUUUGUACAUAUACAGCCAUGUUAAGUGAAUCUGCUUCUGGGUGGCUAAUGUCAUUAAUGCUUUAUAAGCAUAUAAGAAACAUUAUCAGUUUGGACUUCAGAUAAAUGGCUGAACUUGCAUCUUUUCUUCCACAUCAGGUUUACUUUUCCAUCUUAACACAGCUAGGGAGUUACCAUUGUACCCUUAAACAAAUUAGACAGCUUCCUCUUUUGGUGGAGAGGUGACUUCCUAAAUUACUGCUUCCUAAAUUACCAUAUCCUAACAGAGUUCUUAGAUGCACAAGGACAGCAGAUGUGGACACAAGACAUGUUUCCUUUUUAGUAAUGGAAGUAAAGAUUCACUUUUAAGGGAUUAAAAAACCCAAAUUCUCCUAGGUCUGAACUCCUGAACCCAUCCUGAAAUUGGCCAGUUUUUUCUCCAAGCCUUAUGACUCAGAAUGUUCCUGGUCCCACUAGGACCAAAAAAGGCCGCUGGAGAUGAUUGCAACAUCCAAGACCAUCAUGGAUGGUAGGAAAUGAAAUUAAUAAAAUUCUUAGCUGGUUAGAAAAAGCAAUUCCAUUCCCAAGGCAUGCUUCUUGUAAAGCAGCUUAUAAUUUAGUAUCUAACACAGUUCUCUAGUACUUGCAGAAUGUUUUUUAGUGAAGCUGGGCGGGCAUUUCACAUUUACUUGAUGUUAUGUAUGAUUUCAGUUUUAUUGAUUUGCAAAGCAAACACUUUGAAUGAGAGAGCUGAGGAAAUAAUAAAGGAAAGAGUAAAUCAUCUAUGUCAACCAUAAAAAUAUGCUGCCCAUGCAGUCCUGUAGUGCUCUGUCAAAAAUGGAAAGAGUCUUCCAUGCACAGUGGAAUCUUUGAUCUACUGAAGGCCUCAGCUAAUGCAAAAGAAUGUUACCAAUUUGUCUACUCGCUGCAGCUACUUCCCAUGCUGUUCUGGAGGAUCCCCUGAUCUUCCAGAGCAAAUUUGAAGGGGGAAGAGGGAAUUGGAGAAAAUCCACCCUUUCUGUCAGCAAAGGCUUCCACUAGAUUAAAAGCCCUUCUGUAUGAAUCACCAUUGGAAUAAUUGCCCAAUGAAAUGAUAAGCUUUUAUUAAAUUUGUCCUGUAAGAUAAUAUAUUCAUACGUAUAAUAUAGAUCACAUCACUGAAUUCUGCCUGCAUCACAGGUGUAAUACUUUGGCUGUAUAUUUUUUUUAAAGUGGGUUUAGUUGAAAUUUUUAAAAGGUCAGCAUAAUUAUUUUGCACUUUUAAGUGACUGUCUAGGCUCCAUUGUAUUAAGUAAAUUAGUUGAUGUCAUCAGCAUUCAGAUAAAGGCACUUUAUCUGAAUAAAGUGAUGAAUAAAGUGCUUCAUGCAAGAACAGUUUUGCCCCUGUGUUUCAUGCAAAUUUAUUUUUUUUAAAAAAGGGAAGAGCUUGACCUCACUAGUUUUGUUUUUGUUGAAAAUACAUAACAUUGAAAAAUCCUUGUACUCAGUGCAGCCAUAUGAAGACUAGUGCUUUGCAAGAUAAAAGUGUUAAAGAUUAAAUAUAUCUCAGGUAGUUGCUAUAGUUCUCAGACAUGCAUCCAAACCUCACAUACUACCAUUAGCACUCCUUUUAAUGAGAGGAGGAAAAUCUGUGCCUAUGAAGAGAUGGAUGCAGAGAGCAACAUCUGCUGAAAUGAACAAGGAAAGUCCCUACACCCAGGAGUGCCAUGAGAGCAUUAGAGCUAGAGUUUGGGAAUUAAGAUGGCAUUCUUCUAUUAAUUUUGUAUGGCCAAAUAUCAUCAUCAUAGUAUUUCACUCUCCUAUUUAGAAUUUGAAAAACAUUUUGGCAGAAAUGGGUUAUUCAACAUCAGUGAGAAACAGUGUUGCAAGUUUUGUUUUUUAAACGGUAUUGCUAUUGCUAGUCAGAUUAAAAGUCUAGUGUUUUUCUGGUGCAAACAUUGUAGAAUCAUUGGAAGUCGUAUAGGAAAGGAACAAUGUUGAACUGUUGCUAUGUAAAUGUUUGUUGUGAAGAGAGUAACCCUUCAACUCAAAUCUCUUUGUUAUUUGUAUAUAUUUAGGUGAGGCUAUUUAAGGUAAAUUCUAUUUAGACCACAAAAAUAAGUAUUAAAAUUGUUUUGAUCCAUAUUUUGGGGUGUUAAAUGAUUAUCACUCAGUACUAUGUAUUUGUAUUGAGUUGGGAGCAAAAUCUUUCAAACACAUGUAAUUGCUUGAACUGUCCAGAUGUACCCCAAAACUGAGCAAGAGCCAAAGGACCUUGCACUAUAUUUCAUGUGUAGAUGCUUCAUUCUUGAAGAAUUUCCUUGCACCCUUCACACCCACAUGCAGUCUAGUGCUGAUGGAUGCAGUCCGGCUCAUGUUUGGAACCGCAAUGAGGUGACAAACAUUAGUUUUGAUAACUCAAACUGUUACCAGACUGGUGGAACCUCACUCUGAAAAGCUGUAAUACAAAACAAAAACAAAAAACCUUCCUUCAAAAUGUUUGUAUAAAAGUAUACUUUGAGAAUAUUCUGUUCUGUUUUCUAAUAAAAUAUUCUCUCAUUGUA
Varanus komodoensis (Komodo dragon) is the source of this 3531-nucleotide messenger RNA. It is a transcript of the gene FAM241A, whose product is annotated as family with sequence similarity 241 member A. The coding region runs from base 124 to 540 and encodes 138 amino acids. The transcript has 2 exons. Gene Ontology annotation, cellular component: intracellular membrane-bounded organelle. The record is from RefSeq and is a predicted model, not a curated record. Lineage: Eukaryota; Metazoa; Chordata; Lepidosauria; Squamata; Varanidae.